Molecule: messenger RNA, 879 nt
Organism: Caenorhabditis briggsae
Lineage: Eukaryota; Metazoa; Nematoda; Chromadorea; Rhabditida; Rhabditidae
Exons: 4
Coding region: 1-879 (292 amino acids)
Source: RefSeq, a predicted model, not a curated record
AUGUUCUCUUUGUUCCUGGAACUGUUCAAAAUUUCCUACGAGAAUUUCGAACUGGAUCAAUAUUUUCUGACCAACUAUUCCGACUCAUGUCCACCGAGAUCUUAUUUUGAGAGUUAUGAAUUUUUCAAAAUGUCUCUGAAUUGUCUUACUGUACCUCUUAUUUUAUUCGGGAGUUAUGGGAUUUUUGUAAUUCUGAUGGCGACUCCAAUAGAGUUGAAAAGUGCAAAAUGGGUGGUAUUCAAGUUUCAAGUGGCAUCCUUCUGGUUUGGGUCCAUUGCUUGUUUUCUGGAACGUCCAUUUAUCCAUUAUCCAUCAAGUGCCAGAUAUGAUUCUGGACUAUUUGUACUGCUAGGAAUCCCAUUUAGAAUUGCUUCAAUUUUGGGACAAACUUCUUAUUCCAUUCAAGACAUUUCUCGAGUAUUACUAUUUGAACAUCGAUUCCAUCAAACUAGUACUAACUCAAUGAAAUUGAAAACAAGAAUACUAUUUUAUAUUCUUCAUUAUUUUUUAUUCCUCUCCAUUUUCAUUUUUUACUACAAUUAUUUUCCUAUUGAUGAAUUUUUGGCAAAACUGGCUAUUCUGGAAUUUUUACCAUGUCCAGAGAGCACAUUUUUCGAUGAAAAUACCCAUAUUUUAACUGGAAACUCAUGGAAAAUUUAUACUUUUCAAUCCGUUUAUUUUUUCGCGUUGGCCUAUAUUUUUGCUUUUUUGAGUGCUCGAAAUUUGUGGAGUCGGCAGUUUGAUAUUUCAGAAAAUAGAAGGAAAAUUCAGAAGCGAUUUUUGAUUAUUUUGGUUUUUCAAUCUGGAAUUCCUUUGCUUAUUUUAUUAAUUCCAAGUUUGAUUUCAUGGGCAAAGAUUUUCGAGUUCAGAGAAAAAUAA